AUGGCACACUCUCCACUUGUUGGUGUGUUUGUUCAUUUGCUGUUUGUAUUUAAGCAAAGUCUGGCUUCCUCUUCCAUCUUUGAGGACUUGGCUUCCUCUUCCAUCUUUGAGGACUUGGCUUCCUCUUCCGUCUUUGAGGACUUGGCUUCCUCCCCCAUCCUUGAGGACCUGAAUUCCACAUCCAUCCUUGAUGAUCUGGCUUCAUCUCCCAUCCUUAAGGACUUGGCUUCCUCCCCCAUCCUUGAGGACCUGGCUUCCUCACCCAUCCUUGAGGACCUGAAUUCCACAUCCAUCCUUGAUGAUCUGGCUUCAUCUCCCAUCCUUAAGGACUUGGCUUCCUCCCCCAUCCUUGAUGACCUGGCUUCCUCUCCCAUCCUUGAUGACCUGGCUUCCUCUCCCAUCCUUGGGGACCUGGCUUCCUCACCCAUCCUUGAGGACCUGGCUUCCUUACCCAUCCUUGAGGACCUGGCUUCCUUACCCAUCCUUGAUGACCUGGCUUCCUCUCCCAUCCUUGAUGACCUGGCUUCCUCUCCCAUCCUUGGGGACCUGGCUUCCUCCCCCAUCCUUGGGGACCUGGCUUCCUCCCCCAUCCUUGAGGACCUGGCUUCCUCCCCCAUCCUUGGGGACCUGGCUUCCUCUCCCAUCCUUGGGGACCUGGCUUCCUCCCCCAUCCUUAGGGACCUGGCUUCCUCCCCCAUCCUUGGGGACUGUUACCUAUCGGUCCGUAACAGGGACCUGACUUCCUCCCCCAUCCUUGGGGACCUGGCUUCCUCCCCCAUCCUUGGGGACCUGACUUCCUCCCCCUUCCUUGAGGACAUGACUUCCUCCCCCAUCCUUGAGGACCUGACUUCCUCCCCCAUCCUUGAGGACCUGACUUCCUCCCCCAUCCUUGAGGACCUGACUUCCUCCCCCAUCCUUGAGGACCUGACUUCCUCCCCCAUCCUUGAGGACCUGACUUCCUCCCCCAUCCUUGAGGACCUGACUUCCUCCCCCAUCCUUGAGGACCUGACUUCCUCCCCCAUCCUUGAGGACCUGACUUCCUCCCCCAUCCUUGAGGACCUGACUUCCUCCCCCAUCCUUGAGGACCUGACUUCCUCCCCCAUCCUUGAGGACCUGACUUCCUCCCCCAUCCUUGAGGACCUGACUUCCUCCCCCAUCCUUGAGGACCUGACUUCCUCCCCCAUCCUUGAGGACCUGACUUCCUCCCCCAUCCUUGAGGACCUGACUUCCUCCCCCAUCCUUGAGGACCUGACUUCCUCCCCCAUCCUUGAGGACCUGACUUCCUCCCCCAUCCUUGAGGACCUGACUUCCUCCCCCAUCCUUGAGGACCUGACUUCCUCCCCCAUCCUUGAGGACCUGACUUCCUCCCCCAUCCUUGAGGACCUGGCUUCCUCCCCCAUCCUUGAGGACCUGGCUUCCUUCCCCAUCCUUGAGGACCUGGCUUCCUCCCCCAUCCUUGAGGACCUGGCUUCCUCCCCCAUCCUUGAGGACCUGGCUUCCUCCCCCAUCCUUGAGGACCUGGCUUCCUCCCCCAUCCUUGAGGACCUGGCUUCCUCCCCCAUCCUUGAGGACCUGGCUUCCUACCCCACCUGUGAUCCAGUACACUAG
This is a messenger RNA of Procambarus clarkii (red swamp crayfish), 1608 nucleotides long. Lineage: Eukaryota; Metazoa; Arthropoda; Malacostraca; Decapoda; Cambaridae. The record is from RefSeq and is a predicted model, not a curated record.